AUGCCUAUCCGCAACCCUUUCGCCCGUCGCCCUGGUAGUGUCGUUGUACAAGAUGAAAACCAGCGCCCUGACUCGGCCCCGGGUUUUGAGAAAGUCGACACUGUCGGUUCCAAAUCCACACCUGUUUUGAGUAUUCGAAGUGGUCAAGGUCGCGAUAACGGUGAAUACAAGAUGAGUGUUGUCAAUGAUAGUGGCGUCUAUCUUCCUCCAUCGCCCACUGAGGAGAAAGGUCAGUGGCCCCGAAAGUACCUCUCAACUCGCAACUCGACAGACACGCGAAGCAGCGUGGGCGAUAUCGAGCACUUUUCCAUCUCCAGGGAAUCUUUCGAUUCUUACCGUCGAUCAUUUGACAUUUCUGCGCGAUCACCCAUGCCCAACUGCGAUUUCCCCGCGCGUCAGAGUCUUGAUUCUGCCCGUCUUCCUCGUCUUCCCAGAUCUGCUGUUGAGCGAUCAUUCGAGCAGCCGCCAACCUAUGAGGAGCGCUUCGAAGAUGUUGGACUAGACGACCAUAAGCAGCAGCAGCAGCCACCAGUGCACCAAGUGCAGCCCCAGAAGCGCGGUUUCUUCUCGAAAUUCUCCGACUCUCGCGACAAAGACCCCUCAAGCAAUCCUUCCGUUUCUCGUUUUCUCAUGCAUGGUCGCAAGAGAGCUCAGAGUGGCCAGGGCUCGGAGCUCACCCCAAUGGACAACGGGCCGCCCAAGGUGACCGUGUCGUCAGAGGGACAGGAGAUGCACUGA
Molecule: messenger RNA, 738 nt
Organism: Fusarium sp. VM40
Lineage: Eukaryota; Fungi; Ascomycota; Sordariomycetes; Hypocreales; Nectriaceae
Source: the annotation of a GenBank genome assembly